Molecule: messenger RNA, 321 nt
Organism: Ostreobium quekettii
Lineage: Eukaryota; Viridiplantae; Chlorophyta; Ulvophyceae; Bryopsidales; Ostreobiaceae
Source: the annotation of a GenBank genome assembly
AUGGAUGCAGAGAUUGGAUUGGAUGCCAGUGUAUACUUGCUGGCUUGGUGGACGCAUUCCUUUCAGGCAUUGCGCACUGUGCCCCUUCAUCAUAGGGGGUCAUGCACUGUCUUCUUGUGUGGGUCUCAUGUGGAAACCAUGCGAACAUUGGGGUGUGUCUCACCAUCAUGCACCCUUGCUUGGUUUACACAAGGCCGUGGCAAAGGUGUCUAUGGGAUGUUUGUAGAAAAGUGUGUGGCCAUCGCCGAUUGGUGUGUGGCCAACAGGGCCACCCUCACCAGCUUCAAUUUGGCGACAUGCCUGCUCGAAUCCGUGGUGUGA